Molecule: messenger RNA, 2533 nt
Organism: Psammomys obesus (fat sand rat)
Lineage: Eukaryota; Metazoa; Chordata; Mammalia; Rodentia; Muridae
Gene: Dync1i2
Product: dynein cytoplasmic 1 intermediate chain 2
Exons: 17
Coding region: 103-2001 (632 amino acids)
Biological process (GO): transport along microtubule
Cellular component (GO): cytoplasmic dynein complex
Molecular function (GO): dynein light chain binding; dynein heavy chain binding
Source: RefSeq, a predicted model, not a curated record
GUGCCUGGGACGCGGUGGAUCUGCGGCGGCUACAGUGGGAGAGGGACGUUCCCGGAAAGUUGCCGGCCGGAGAAAGCCUUCUCCACCUGACAGGUCACAACCAUGUCGGACAAAAGUGAAUUAAAAGCUGAGUUGGAACGUAAGAAGCAGCGGUUAGCCCAAAUCAGAGAAGAAAAGAAGAGAAAAGAAGAGGAAAGGAAAAAAAAGGAAACUGAUCAGAAGAAGGAAGCUGCUAUUUCUGUGCAGGAAGAAUCUGAUCUUGAAAAAAAAAGAAGAGAAGCCGAAGCGUUGCUUCAAAGCAUGGGGCUAACUACAGAUUCCCCUAUCGUCCCUCCUCCCAUGUCCCCAUCCUCCAAGUCGGUGAGCACGCCAAGUGAAGCUGGAAGCCAAGAUUCCGGGGAUGGCGCCGUAGGAUCCAGGACGCUGCACUGGGAUACAGAUCCAUCAGUUCUUCAGCUUCACUCAGAUUCCGACUUGGGGCGAGGCCCUAUUAAACUUGGGAUGGCCAAAGUGACUCAAGUUGACUUUCCACCACGGGAAAUCGUGACGUAUACGAAGGAAACGCAGACCCCAGCUGCAGCUCAGCCCAAAGAAGAUGAGGAGGAGGAAGAUGAUGUAACAACCCCUAAACCUCCUGUUGAGCCUGAAGAAGAGAAAACUUUAAAAAAAGACGAAGAGAGUGAUAGCAAAGCUCCCCCUCAUGAACUAACUGAAGAAGAAAAGCAACAAAUUUUACACUCAGAGGAAUUUUUAAGUUUCUUUGACCAUUCUACAAGAAUUGUAGAAAGAGCCCUUUCUGAGCAGAUUAACAUCUUCUUUGACUACAGCGGGAGAGACUUGGAAGACAAAGAAGGGGAAAUUCAAGCAGGUGCUAAGCUAUCAUUAAAUCGACAAUUUUUUGAUGAGCGUUGGUCAAAGCAUCGAGUUGUUAGUUGUUUGGAUUGGUCAUCUCAGUAUCCAGAGUUACUUGUGGCUUCCUAUAAUAACAAUGAAGAAGCUCCUCAUGAGCCUGAUGGUGUGGCCCUCGUGUGGAAUAUGAAGUACAAAAAGACUACCCCAGAGUAUGUGUUCCAUUGCCAGUCAGCUGUAAUGUCUGCUACAUUCGCAAAAUUUCAUCCCAACCUUGUUGUUGGGGGUACAUAUUCCGGCCAAAUUGUGCUUUGGGAUAACCGUAGCAACAAAAGGACUCCCGUGCAGAGAACUCCCCUGUCAGCCGCUGCACACACACACCCUGUCUACUGUGUAAAUGUUGUUGGAACACAGAAUGCUCACAAUCUGAUUAGCAUCUCUACUGACGGGAAGAUUUGUUCCUGGAGUUUGGACAUGCUUUCCCAUCCACAGGACAGCAUGGAGUUGGUUCAUAAGCAGUCAAAGGCUGUAGCUGUCACGUCUAUGUCCUUCCCCGUUGGAGACGUCAACAACUUUGUUGUGGGCAGUGAGGAAGGUUCUGUGUACACAGCUUGCCGCCAUGGCAGCAAAGCUGGAAUCAGUGAGAUGUUUGAGGGACAUCAGGGACCCAUCACCGGAAUCCACUGUCACGCGGCUGUUGGAGCAGUAGACUUCUCACAUCUCUUUGUCACCUCAUCAUUUGACUGGACAGUAAAACUUUGGACAACUAAGAACAACAAGCCUUUGUACUCAUUUGAAGAUAAUUCAGACUAUGUUUACGAUGUUAUGUGGUCACCCACCCACCCAGCCCUGUUUGCCUGUGUGGAUGGCAUGGGGAGACUGGAUCUGUGGGAUCUCAACAACGACACAGAGGUACCAACUGCCAGCAUUUCUGUGGAGGGCAACCCCGCUCUUAACCGUGUGAGAUGGACCCACUCAGGAAGAGAGAUCGCCGUGGGUGAUUCUGAAGGACAGAUUGUCAUAUAUGAUGUGGGAGAGCAGAUCGCUGUUCCCCGAAGUGAUGAAUGGGCAAGAUUUGGCCGAACACUCGCAGAAAUUAAUGCAAACCGAGCUGACGCAGAAGAGGAGGCAGCGACCCGAAUCCCUGCCUAGCCUGAGAAGUGGGCUGCAGCCUUAGCAAACUGGGCAAAAAUGAUUAAGUAGACCCUCAGCUAUUUGCAUGCUUCUGAUUAAAUGAUAUGAAAAGGAAAUUCCGAGAGGAAACUGGGUUCAAUGCAGGAAGCAAAGCUUACAGUGCCCUUUUUAUAUUCUUUUUGGUUUGGAUUGGUGUCAUUUUUAAUAUAGCUGACAACUUUACAAAAUGGAGCCUUUUCUGCAUCCAGAGACAUAGAUGUGUAUAUUCUUUUGGAUUCUCUUCAACUUGUAAUACUAUAUAUAGUUAUUUCUAAAGCACAGACUAAAUAAGUUCUGCAUAUUUCUAAAAAAAAACACAAUUUAAUAUGCAAUACAGUACAUAAUUCCUGUCAAUUAUCUUCUCAGUGCCCUAACUGUGUGGGAACAUUGUUCUUAGUCCCGGCAUGCAUUCGCCUACCUGUUUUAAGUGUUGUUCUGAUGCCAUUUUCCUUCUCUGUGGUUCUAUAAUAGUUAUCUAUAAAUAAAAACAAAUAUGUGCUAACUUCUCAAA